Molecule: messenger RNA, 413 nt
Organism: Spirometra erinaceieuropaei
Lineage: Eukaryota; Metazoa; Platyhelminthes; Cestoda; Diphyllobothriidea; Diphyllobothriidae
Source: the annotation of a GenBank genome assembly
AUGUCUCAACAAGGGGCGGCCCUUCAGAAUUAUAAUAACGAGUUAGUUAAGUGUAAGCCAGGUGCAGUUUCAUUAUAAGCGUAUAGGUUUCGAGGAUCUUUGUAAAAGGCGCGAGGAAAUCCAGCGUCUUAUAUCGUUAGACGAGGCGGAAAAGGCCAAACUUCAGCGGGAAAUUAAUAUUCUUACUGAAAAAUUACAUCGGGUAAAUGAGGCUCUUCAGAAAAAACUGGCUACUCGAAACGAGUACGACCGCACUAUUGCUGAGUCGGAAGCGGCUUAUAUGAAGGUAAAUCUAAAUACCAAUCUCGUUGUCCUUGUAGAUCCUCGAAAGUUCUCAGACCCUUCUCUGUGUUUUGAAAAAAGAAGGCCAGGGUAUUUUGCAAAGGGCUGCUUCAAAAAAUGUGCCCAUUUAG